This is a messenger RNA of Rhododendron vialii, 2614 nucleotides long. Its product is annotated as serine carboxypeptidase 1-like. The transcript is spliced from 9 exons. Gene Ontology annotation, biological process: proteolysis. NCBI's taxonomy places the organism in Eukaryota, Viridiplantae, Streptophyta, Magnoliopsida, Ericales, Ericaceae. The coding region runs from base 241 to 1815 and encodes 524 amino acids. Gene Ontology annotation, molecular function: serine-type carboxypeptidase activity. The record is from RefSeq and is a predicted model, not a curated record. Gene Ontology annotation, cellular component: vacuole.
UUAUUUUCCCUCUUUACUUCCUGACCUUCUUCUUCCCUUGGGCGAUGGAAACAAAGACGGAUGCUCUGUGUUUUUUCCGAUUUGUUCCACUUCGAGCUGCGCGUCGCAGCGUGAGGCACAGCGUUUGGCGUCGGGAGAGUCGACUUUGGCUUCGACUCGUAUCGGCUCACCGGAGAAGAUGAACAGUUCAAAACAGCACGUGGGUGAGAAUAGAUCUCACUCGCGGAAAUCCGGCGGUACAUGUGGGCUAUCGCGGCGGCGUCGUAUCUUCUUUGGUCAGCAAUACCAUUGCAACCUAUGGCUAUAAGACCCUUCUCUUUGAUCACCUAUAUAUAUACGAGUAUAACAUAUGAUCUCAUACAUACAUUCCACAAGAAUUUUUAUUCCAACCAAAGGAUGAAGGCACUGCAUUUCAUCUGCAUACUCUUCUGUUUCCAACAUUUAGCUUUCUUCCCCAUAGCUAGUACUGCAAACCAGAUCGAUAACCUUAUAAAGUUGAUCACCAAGUCUAGGAAAUCUGAAAAUCCUCCGGCGAAUGUCGAGAAUCAAUUAGGGAUGAUGGAAGCUGACAAGAUUGAUUUUUUACCAGGACAACCUCAGGGAGUGGACUUUGAUCAGUAUGCAGGUUAUGUGACAGUCAAUCAAACGGCUGGAAGAGCACUUUUCUAUUACUUUGUCGAGUCACCAAAUAACUCUGUUACUAAUCCAUUUGUUCUGUGGCUCAAUGGAGGCCCGGGUUGCUCAUCCUUGGGAUAUGGAGCCAUGGAGGAAUUGGGACCCUUCAGAGUCAACAGCGACGGAAAAACACUCUUCAGAAAUGAGUACUCUUGGAACAAUGUGGCAAACGUGAUUUUCCUAGAGUCCCCUGCUGGAGUGGGAUUUUCAUAUUCGAACACAUCCUCUGACUACAAGACCGUUGGUGACCAGAGGACGGCUGAAGACUCAUAUGUCUUUCUUAUAAAUUGGUUAGAGAAGUUUCCUCAAUACAAAAGUCGGGAUUUUUACAUUACUGGAGAGAGCUACGCUGGACAUUAUGUGCCUCAACUUGCUUACACCAUCCUCUCAAAUAACAAGAUCACAAAUCAAACAGUCAUUAACCUCAAAGGAAUUGCUAUUGGGAAUCCUUAUAUAGAUGAUAGUACAACUGGCAAGGGGAUUUAUGACUAUUACUGGACACAUGCCCUGAUCUCUGAUGAAACCCAUGCUGGUAUAACCAGGCAUUGUGACUUUGUUAGCGGGAAUUUUAGCAGAACGUGCAAACUAUAUCGAAACCAAGCAUUCGUGGAGCAUGGAAAACUUGAUCUUUAUGACAUUUAUGCCCCACUUUGCAAUUCUUCAGCUCCAAAAACUCCUUCUCCUGGCUCUGUCAACAACUUUGAUCCGUGCUCCAAUAUUUAUGUUGCAUCCUACUUGAAUUUACCAGAAGUGCAAAAAGCUCUUCACACCAGAAAUACAACUUGGUCACCUUGCAGCAACAUUGGAUGGACGGAUAGACCAUCAACAAUUCUACCAACAAUCAAGCAGCUGAUAGACAGCGGCCUUAGAUUAUGGGUAUAUAGCGGCGACAAUGACGGACGGAUCCCAGUAACAGCCUCUAGGUACUCAAUCAACACCUUAAAACUUGCAGUGAAGAAUGCGUGGCGAGCAUGGUACUCUAAUAGUGAUCAGGACGUUGGCGGAUAUGUGGUUGAGUAUGAAGGUUUGGUACUAACUACGGUGAGGGGAGCUGGGCAUCAUGUUCCAAGCAACCAACCAGAUAGAUCUCUAACCAUGAUCUCAUCUUUCCUUCGAGGCACACUUCCUCCUUCCUCUUAAAACGACAAUUAACAUAUAAAAAUCUGCAGUGGACAUUUAAUUUGAACCGCUUGGUUGAGAUGGAAGAAGAGGAGAUUGCUGAUAGGGAGGAAGCUUUGAAGAAUUGCAUUGAGGUAGAAGAGGGUGAAGUUUCUGAUGUGGAAGAUGAUGCUUCCCUUUCGCUGGAGUUUUAGGUUCCCUUUUUUCGUUUGCCUUGCGGUUUUGCUUAGGUUUUUUUGUGGUUUGGUGUUUGGCUUUCCAGUUUGUUCGGUUUUUCUAUCUGGUGUUUUGGUUUUUGGUGUUGGCGUUUGCGUUUUGGUGCUUUGGGUUAGUUUGGUGCUUUGGGGUUUUGUUGUCUUGUUAGGCGUUGUUUGUGCUGUCUCUUUGGGGUUUUGGCGCUUCGGUUGGUGUCUUGCCUUCCUUUCGGUCUCGGGUGGCUUCGUGCCGGUGUGCCCUUGAUCCAUUCAAUCUUUUAUAAAAAUUAAUAAAUCUUUUUUGCUGAUCAAAAAAAAAAAAAAAAUGUAGUGGACUUUUUUUUUUUUUGAUAAUCAAUGUAGUGGACUUUUGAGAACCAACAUUUCCCCUAGUGCAAUCAAAAUCAGUUUGCUUGAUGAUCACCACAAUCACCUCUGAAGCAUAUGAAGAGAUGGGAAAUAUGUAUCCGAGGACCAAGACAUGCAUUUAAAUUAAACAUGUACGUACGUCGUUUCUGUUGUUUUGAUUGGCUUUCUGUUACUUUUUUAUUGUUUGAUUAGUUAUGAUCUUGUUGCUUAAAAAAAUAAAACGGAAUGAUUGCUCAAUAUUGAACAAGCCUUGUUCA